Molecule: messenger RNA, 324 nt
Organism: Bombyx mandarina (wild silkworm)
Lineage: Eukaryota; Metazoa; Arthropoda; Insecta; Lepidoptera; Bombycidae
Gene: Ai-b
Product: testis-specific ATPase inhibitor-like protein
Biological process (GO): negative regulation of ATP-dependent activity
Cellular component (GO): mitochondrion
Molecular function (GO): ATPase inhibitor activity
Source: RefSeq, a predicted model, not a curated record
AUGAAUUCAAUUAAAAUCAGUGCGAUUUGCUCGCGCUGCAAUAAUUAUUUGCUACCAAAACAGAUUGCCGGAAUUAGUGACCUUAACAAUCAUCUUAAUGUGAACUUGUGUAGAAGGUUUACAACUCCGUCUGGUAUACCAGGAUCUGGAGCAGGAAAGGGCGGAGGCAGCGGAGGAUCUGUCAGGGAAUCCGGCGGAGGCCUCGGCAAAUACGGAGCAGCCCAAGAAGAUAGUUACUUUUACGACAAACAGAAGGAGCAACUGGAAAAAAUCAGAAAGAAAUUGAAACUGAACCCUGAAAUAUCCCAGAAAGAAGACAAAUAA